Molecule: messenger RNA, 2217 nt
Organism: Adineta ricciae
Lineage: Eukaryota; Metazoa; Rotifera; Eurotatoria; Adinetida; Adinetidae
Source: the annotation of a GenBank genome assembly
AUGAACUGCAUUGGGCAACUGUUUGGACAGGUUGCCACGAAUAAUUCACCUCAAUACCACUCAGUCAUACCACGCAAUAACCUUACAUCUGCUCAAAAGAAUGAUAUAUUCAAAUCUCUGGCAAAAUACGAAUCCCAAUAUAAUGCCAAUGAAUCUAUGAUCAAGCAAAGUUACACAUGGACAUACGGAACUUAUCAUACGGUUUAUAAAGGCAAUACAGUUCAUCGAACACGCAAUGCAGCUGAGUAUGCAGUUAAUUUAUUCGAUAGUGGUAAUGCUACAAUGGAGAAGCGCGGAUUUGACGUCCUACGCAAAGUUCUGUCCUUACAAGACACCAAUUCAAGNAAAUACGAAUCCCAAUAUAAUGCCAAUGAAUCUAUGAUCAAGCAAAGUUACACAUGGACAUACGGAACUUAUCAUACGGUUUAUAAAGGCAAUACAGUUCAUCGAACACGCAAUGCAGCUGAGUAUGCAGUUAAUUUAUUCGAUAGUGGUAAUGCUACAAUGGAGAAGCGCGGAUUUGACGUCCUACGCAAAGUUCUGUCCUUACAAGACACCAAUUCAAGUUCGCGAACAUACGGGAUCUGGUCCUAUUUUCUCGAAGAACCAUUGCAUGAAAUGAUGCCACCAGAUUGGAAUUGGGCGGAUUUUAUCGGUACACAACUACUUCAAAUAUCUAUUAAUCAUCACGACCGUUUACCUAAGGAUCUAGCUGAGAAAUUAGAUUGGGGUAUUAUUCAUGCUGCGCGUUCGAUUCAGAAACGAAAUGUAGGACCGGAUUAUACAAAUAUCGCAAUCAUGGGCACGUAUGUAACAUUAACUACCAGUGAAAUCUACGGUCUAACAGAUCUGCAUGACUAUGCAAUGAAGCGCUUGAGAAUAUUUUCGAAUUUUACAAAAAACAAUGGACGAGCAUUUGCGGAAUACAAUAGUCCAACGUAUACUAUGGUCGCGAUAGAUGAACUGGGAAGAUUACGAAUGCAUGCUAUCGGAGAUGAAGCUAAACAGUUAGUUAACGAACUUUAUCACAUCGGUUGGGAAGAAAUUGCCGAGCAUUAUCAUCGACCAACCGGGCAAUGGAGUGGUCCACACUCGCGUUCAUACGGUAGUCUGUUAGGAGGUGAUGUUACCGGCUUUCUUUCAAACUCUCUGAAUGAGACUUGGGAUCCGCGUCGCCCAUUGCCCAUCCCUGAUGAUUUAACAUCUUAUUUUACAUCGGACUUGGAUAAACCACGUACAGUCUUGAAAACUUAUUCAAAAGAUCCAUUAAAUUUAGUAUCUGACUUAAUCGGUACAACAUAUUUACAUCCAUUGUUUAGCAUUGGAAGUGCACGCUGGGGUGAAAUGUGGAAUCAACGCCGACCCUUAAUCGCCUAUUGGGGCACAAAACAGAAACCCUCGUAUUUACAACUUCGAUUUCUACAUGAUAAUUACGAUUUUUCAAAUGUGGUGUUUUAUAGUGUACAAAAAGAAGAUCGAGUAUUAGCUGGAUUAGUUUUCGCUACCGAUGGCGGUGACACUCAUCUUAGUCUCGAUCGAAUUAGAAAUGCUACGAUCAAAGCAAAGGAUUUACGCAUACGUUUCGAAAUCGGUGGAAGUGAUGUGGAUUCUGCUUGGCAAGCGGCACAAAGACUUUUAGAACCUACAAAAUUUACCUUCGAAAACAUUUCAAUUCAAUUUGCAUUACCUUCUGUGCAAUUUUCAUGUAGCAAUCAAUUGGGAUGNACCGAUGGCGGUGACACUCAUCUUAGUCUCGAUCGAAUUAGAAAUGCUACGAUCAAAGCAAAGGAUUUACGCAUACGUUUCGAAAUCGGUGGAAGUGAUGUGGAUUCUGCUUGGCAAGCGGCACAAAGACUUUUAGAACCUACAAAAUUUACCUUCGAAAACAUUUCAAUUCAAUUUGCAUUACCUUCUGUGCAGUUUUCAUGUAGCAAUCAACUGGGAUGGACAGUUAGCCGUGCAAAUAAUCGUCUUAAUAUCGACUAUGUUCUAUAUACAUCCACUGUAGAACAAACUAUCAAACUUGAUGCAUUAGCUGAAGCAGUAGGAAUAGUUGCAGUGAAACUCUCUUCUACUAAGAAUGACAUAUUGAUUCAACCGAUUACUAUUUCUCAAAACUCAAUGCUUUAUGCUAAAUGGGAUGAUUUGUGUCUGACGAUUCCGUUCAAACCAACGAAUGUAUCAACGCUACGGAAACUUCCGAAAUUUUCUUGUUGA